This is a messenger RNA of Zea mays, 1300 nucleotides long. Its product is annotated as CAPIP1. Gene Ontology annotation, cellular component: nucleus; cytoplasm. Bases 127 to 720 code for a protein of 197 amino acids. The transcript is spliced from 3 exons. Gene Ontology annotation, biological process: abscisic acid-activated signaling pathway. The record is from RefSeq and is marked provisional. Gene Ontology annotation, molecular function: signaling receptor activity; abscisic acid binding; protein phosphatase inhibitor activity. Lineage: Eukaryota; Viridiplantae; Streptophyta; Magnoliopsida; Poales; Poaceae.
CUCGUCCUCAUCCGUCCAGGGGAGCAAACAAGCAAGCAAGUAAACGGGCGAGGAGCUGGAUAGAGGCCGGCGACGCGAAGCAACCGCCGAUCGGAGCCGCGGCUGAGGAGGAGGAGCAAGCUCGAGAUGGUGGGUCUCGUCGGCGGCAGCACGGCGCGGGCGGAGCACGUCGUGGCCAACGCCGGAGGAGAGACGGAGUACGUGCGCCGCCUGCACCGCCACGCGCCGGCCGAGCACCAGUGUACUUCCACCCUCGUCAAGCACAUCAAGGCGCCCGUCCACCUCGUGUGGGAGCUGGUCCGGAGCUUCGACCAGCCGCAGCGGUACAAGCCGUUCGUCAGAAACUGCGUUGUGCGCGGUGACCAGCUCGAGGUCGGUAGCCUGCGCGACGUCAACGUCAAGACCGGCCUGCCGGCGACAACAAGUACCGAGCGCCUCGAGCAGCUAGAUGACGACCUGCACAUACUCGGCGUCAAGUUCGUCGGCGGGGACCACCGCCUCCAGAACUACUCAUCCAUCAUAACUGUCCACCCGGAGAGCAUUGACGGGAGGCCAGGUACCCUCGUGAUCGAGUCGUUUGUGGUCGAUGUGCCUGACGGCAACACAAAGGAUGAGACAUGCUACUUCGUUGAGGCUGUGAUCAAAUGCAACCUCAAGUCUCUCGCAGAGGUAUCUGAGCAGCUAGCAGUUGAGUCACCUACAUCGCCGAUCGAUCAGUGAGUCGCCUGCAUCCCUGAUCGAUCAGUAACACCGGUACAAAGACAUGAAUCGGCAACAAAUAAGAAGUUUCAAAGGCUGGCUAGAGGGUUCAACCUUUUUGAGAUUGGUGGUUUCGCCAUCGUCUUCUGCGUGUAUGUCUCUUGGAAUAUGGAAGGUUUAGUGGUAUGUAGGUUUAAAUAUCUUGUUGUAGCUUGUACUACCUCCGUUCUCGAAUAUUUGUCGUUGGCUAGUUUAUUUUUAAACUAAACCGCGACAAAUAAAAAAGAACGGAGGGAGUAUGUUAGGGAUGAUUUAGCCUUAGGAACUGCACCUACAUACCUCAUGGCAUCUAUGCACACUGCUAGUAUGUGUAGAAAUCAGGGAAAGCAUGGAGCGGUUUUUGCAUCAUUGGUGCAUGGAGAUCUAUGCCUUUUUUCUCUCCAUUUUGCGGCGGCUACUAUAUUGGUUGGGGUUUAUACUUCACCGCUGACACAUAGGGUCUGGAUCUUGGAUUUUGUUUAAUUCUCGUGAUGCGCAGUAUUGUAUUCUCCAGUGUUACUGGGAUUUGAGAUUUGAACUGGGUGGUGGAUAGUGCGGCUUU